Messenger RNA from Lasiodiplodia theobromae, 1518 nucleotides. RefSeq names its product FAD linked oxidase. Gene Ontology annotation, biological process: steroid metabolic process. Gene Ontology annotation, molecular function: FAD binding; Delta24(24-1) sterol reductase activity. Gene Ontology annotation, cellular component: cytoplasm; membrane. The record is from RefSeq and is a predicted model, not a curated record. Bases 1 to 1518 code for a protein of 505 amino acids. Lineage: Eukaryota; Fungi; Ascomycota; Dothideomycetes; Botryosphaeriales; Botryosphaeriaceae. The transcript has a single exon.
AUGGACCACCACAACAGCGCCGUCAAGGCCAUUGCUUCCCACAUUGAGGAUUUCUAUAAGCGCAAGGAGCCGUUCCGUAUCUACCAUGGCUCAACAAAUAGUACCAGAAUUGUACAGUUCGACAGGAAGAAGAUGAUCAACAUGAGCGAGUUCAACCGCGUCCUGAAGGUUGAUACCGAACGGAACGUCGCCCUUGUCGAACCCAACGUGCCUAUGGACACUCUGGCUGAGGAGACUUUGAAACAUGGCCUGAUACCGCCCGUCGUCAUGGAGUUUCCCGGAAUCACUACCGGUGGCGGCUUUUCCGGCGUGGCUGGCGAGAGUUCUUCGUGGAAAUGGGGCUUCUUCGACCGCAUCGUCAAUUGGUGCGACGUUAUCCUUCCCACCGGCGAAAUCACGAAAGUAUCGCCCACCGAGAAUCCCGAUCUCUUCUACGGUGCCCCUGGAACUUACGGCACUCUUUGUGUAACCACAUUGUUUGAGCUUCAGCUCAUUCCCGCCAAGAAGUUUGUCGAGCUGGAAUACGUAACCGUUGAUAGCGUACAAUCUGCCAUCCAGACCGUAGAGCGCGCCAUGGCCGAGGAAGCGCACGAGUACAUCGAUGGCAUCAUGUUUUCCCUCAAGCGCGGCUCCAUCAUGCUUGGCAAGAUGACAGACGCCCCUUCUUCACCCUCAAUCAAACCUCAGCGCUUCUCUCGUGCCUGGGACAACUGGUUCUACCUUCACGCAGACUCCGUCACAAAGGUGGGCAAGGAGAAUCACGUCGAAGUGAUUCCGCUCACAGACUACCUCUUCCGCUACGACCGCGGUGCUUUCUGGACCGGCCGCUACGCAUUUAAGCGCUUCUACACACCCUUCGACCGCUUCUCCCGCCUGGUCUUGGAUCGCCUCAUGCACACCCGACGCAUGUACGCUGCCCUCAACGCGAGCGGCUUCACCCAGCAAUACAUCAUCCAGGAUCUCGCGCUCCCCUUCGACAGCGCCGAGGACUUCAUCAACUGGGUUGACAAGGAGACCAAGACCUACCCGCUCUGGCUUUGCCCACUGCGCGUCGAGAAUGCAUCAGCGGUGCCUCUGCACGCUAAGAUCGGCAGGAACCCAAAGCUCGCCGAUGGUAACGGUGCGUCAGAAUCGCCAGCGGAUUCAGCCACAGAGUCCGGUGCGGCGGGAACCGGUGCGGGAGGCCCGCAGUUCCUUUUGAACGUUGGCGUCUGGGGUCCGGGACCUCGUAAGGCGGAGCCGUUCGUCAAGGUGAACCGCGCGUUGGAGGCUGAGGUAAAACGGCUUGGCGGAUUCAAGUGGCUAUACGCCAACGCUUACUACACAGAGGAGGAGUUCUGGCAAAUCUAUGACAGAGAAUGGUAUGAGGGCCUGAGGAAGAAGUACAAUGCUGAGACACUGCCAAAUGUGUACGAAAAGGUCAAGGCGAAGGAGGAGAGAGUGCCGAUCAGUGGACUCAGGGGUGUCAAAACGGCCAUGUUUUCUGGAACCAGCGGGAAGCAUCUGCUUAGAAAGUAA